Adineta ricciae is the source of this 693-nucleotide messenger RNA. NCBI's taxonomy places the organism in Eukaryota, Metazoa, Rotifera, Eurotatoria, Adinetida, Adinetidae. The record is from the annotation of a GenBank genome assembly.
AUGAAUCCGGAAGAACAGCGGACAAGUUGUCCUGGCUUUCUAGAUGAAUACGGUGUGUGGAACAAUGGAUUUGAAUGUCCACCACUAGGCGGACAACGACGAAUAUGCUGUGGAACCGACGCUCAUCUGUACUGUUGCUCUAUCGGACAUUCAUUUUCAAAUCGGCAAGAAAAAUCUUCCAUAACAAUCACGGAACCAACGUUUUCUUUCGCGGAAAAACUGAACGCAAUCUUUUUCACACUUCCUAUCCUAUUAACAUGCAUUUUAAUUGUGAUUCUCCUCUUGAUUAUCAUCAUGAUCAUUUUAUUCAUUUGCUAUCGUUGCCGACAACAAAAUCUCCGUGAACGUGAAGUGCCCGUCGCAACUAAACAAGCAUUACUCGUCGAACAUUUACCAUUUACUCCUCCACAUCACCCAAUCUAUUUCAACGAAACUAGCCCACAAACAUGUCUUCUACAUUCUCAAAUAAAAGAUCCUCUAACAGCAAGUACAACAUCGUCAAAGUCGAAUGCCUUCGCGUCUGGUAUCUAUUACAACGAUUGGCAAGAGUUUUUCAACACAACUGACCAACCAAUGAAUCUCUAUCCGACUAUGUCAACACAUAGUAAUGAAAUACCAAAUGAGAAUUCGUAUCUCCAUCCACAUUGUCUCUUCAAUGGCAAACAGCAAAUACAAGAUGAUAUCAUCGUUUAA